GGGCACCCUAGGAUUCUUUUGAGUAUUUCCACAUAGUCGGUUGUUUAUUGUACCUUCAUUUUUAUCCAUUUUCUUCACUCUUCGUUCUAAUACUACAAAUUCCGUUUCGGUGAUUCGGUUACUACCGUUUCGUUGAUAUUUAACCCAUUUUUUGUUCGUUGUUGUUGAUCAAUUUUGAGCUGUUGAGUCAAUGGGAAUCAUGGAUCAAAUGGAUAAGGAAUGUUGUUCAUAUAAGGAAAUGAGUGUGAUCAAGAAGUGUUGUUCUGAUUGCAAAACCACCAAAACUCCACUUUGGAGAGGAGGACCAAAUGGCCCCAAGACGUUGUGCAACGCUUGCGGAAUUAGGUACAGGAAAAGAAGGGGUUGUUGUAAUAAGAAAGGACAAGAAAAGGAAAGGAAGAGAGAGAGAGCAGAAAAUGGUGUUGGUGGUAACGAUGAUUUGAGAGUGUGUUUGAAAAUGAAGUUAGUGGCGUUGGGUGAAGAGGUUUUGUUGAAUUCGGUUAUGAAGAAACAAAGGAUGAUCAAAUUAGGGGAAGAGGAACAGGCUGCUGUGUGUUUGAUGGCAAUUUCCUGUGGCUUUGUUUUUGCUUGAAAUGUGAAGGAACAUAAUUCCUUAGUUGUUACCAUCAACAUUAACAUUUUAAAAUGCUGAUUAAUUAGGAUCCCACAAACCAUUUUGCUGUCAAAUAGCUAACUUUUUUUUCUCCUUUUCUUUGGGGCAUUGUAAAGUGAUAUUUAUAUACCUUUUUUAGGAUAAAAGGGGUAUGUAAUUCACUUGGGUCCAAUCUAGUUAGGGACUAGGGAAUGAAGUGGCCAAUGUAUGGAAAGGAUUGGCUUUUCUUUUUUGUUUCUUCUGUUUAUAAUAUGUUCAGCUCAGUUAGUUAUUAAUGUAAGUAUUUCAGAUUUAUGUACGGGUAAUUAUCAUUAUUAUU
Cicer arietinum (chickpea) is the source of this 932-nucleotide messenger RNA. Its product is annotated as GATA transcription factor 15-like. Gene Ontology annotation, molecular function: zinc ion binding; sequence-specific DNA binding. NCBI's taxonomy places the organism in Eukaryota, Viridiplantae, Streptophyta, Magnoliopsida, Fabales, Fabaceae. Gene Ontology annotation, biological process: regulation of DNA-templated transcription. The record is from RefSeq and is a predicted model, not a curated record.